AGAUGUCCGGCUUGUUCGUCGCCACUGGAGGCUAGCCAUUGGGGCUUACUUGACCAUGGUCCUGGCCGGUACUAUGGCGUGCGCUACGUUCGCACUUUGACAGCGAAUGUGAAACCUUUCGACCUGGCAAAGAGGUCGUGGGGAGGUUUCGAGGAGCGCCCCACGACCGCCAAGUGUUAUCAUCAGGAGCGGACCGCUAUGAUCCUGUCUUUCCUGCUGGGCUCAAUCGGAGUAGAUCAAUUCUACGCCCAUCAUUGGCCUCUGGCCGUUUUCAAGCUACUCACUCUUGGUGGCGGCGGAAUCUGGUGGCUUGUUGAUGUUAUUCUUUGGAUGGUUGGUGGCGUUUAUGGAACUCCUGGCUGCCCUGGUGGGAGCAAACAUGGCUGGCAGUACUAG
Messenger RNA from Ilyonectria robusta, 396 nucleotides. RefSeq lists its product as uncharacterized. NCBI's taxonomy places the organism in Eukaryota, Fungi, Ascomycota, Sordariomycetes, Hypocreales, Nectriaceae. The record is from RefSeq and is a predicted model, not a curated record. The transcript has 2 exons. The annotation marks the transcript as partial.